UGUUCUUGAUGAGGCUCGCUCGAAACUCGAACACUCAUCUCUCUCUCUCUCCCUCCCUCUCCCUCUAUCCGUCACACCAUUAAGCUAAAUUGAGCCGGAAUCCUAGUUGACAGUCCUUGCUAAAUAUAGCGAAACCACAGCGGAAAGAAAAGCAGCAAACAAAUGGCUCAUUCAUGCUUCGCCACAACUUCUUCAAUCCCCAGAUUCAGUACUCCCAUCAUCCCCACAGACAACACUUCCUCUCUCUCUCAACCCCACUCUAUCUCUCUUCCCUCCACGCUACUUCGCCCAAGGAAAGUGAAAUCAGUUCGAAGGGAAAACAAUCGGCGAAUUUCUCCGGCGAAGGCUCUGUAUUCUAGCGGCGGUUGGGAGUCUGAGAGGAGUUUCCGGCAAGGGAUUUGGUCCAUAAGAGAUGAUUUGCAAGUUCCUUCGUCGCCGUAUUUUCCUGCUUAUUCACAAGGAGGUCAAGGGCCACCUCCAAUGGUACAAGAGCGUUUCCAGAGUGUGAUCAGUCAGCUGUUCCAACAUAGAAUUAUACGUUGCGGUGGAGCGGUUGAUGAUGAUAUGGCAAAUAUUAUAGUCGCUCAGCUUCUUUAUCUUGAUGCUGUUGAUCCGAACAAGGAUAUUGUCAUGUAUGUGAACUCUCCAGGAGGAUCAGUUACAGCAGGUAUGGCUAUAUUUGAUACCAUGAGGCAUAUUCGACCAGAUGUCUCCACUGUAUGUGUUGGACUGGCGGCUAGCAUGGGUGCUUUUCUUCUUAGUUCUGGAACCAAAGGGAAAAGAUACAGCUUGCCGAACUCAAGGAUUAUGAUCCAUCAGCCUCUUGGUGGAGCGCAAGGUGGGCAAACCGAUAUAGACAUUCAGGCAAAUGAGAUGUUGCAUCAUAAGGCCAACUUAAAUGGGUACCUCUCCUACCAUACUGGUCAAAGUCUCGAGAAGAUCAACCAGGACACUGAUCGUGAUUUUUUCAUGAGCGCAAAAGAAGCCAAAGAUUAUGGGCUCAUUGACGGUGUUAUCAUGAAUCCUCUCAAAGCACUCCAGCCGCUACCUGCUACCGCUGAUCAGUGACAACCUAGCUCGGCAUGUCAACAUUCUCCAGCAAUUGUAAUAUUUGUCAUGUGGCCGCGCUACAGAGAUGAAUGUGAUUGAUCACGAUAUCAUAUCACCUGUUCUUUUGCGUGGUUUUUAAGGGAAGAAAACACUAGCAUACAAAUCCUGCCAUUAGAAUCGUCGAAGAAGUAGCUUGCAUUCCUUGUACCCAAAAAGCCAGGAAACACGCUCUUCCCGGAAAAUAGGGUAGCUUACAAAUUGUAGCAAUGACUCUCAGCUUUAGAACUCUAUGCAUGCUCUUCUUGGAUGUUUUGCGGCUGCUUGACUUUACAAUUGAGAAUUACUUUUUAUUUAUAUUUAGUUUCUGAUAUAAUUCGGAAUUUA
Messenger RNA from Cornus florida, 1434 nucleotides. Its product is annotated as ATP-dependent Clp protease proteolytic subunit 5, chloroplastic. Bases 163 to 1068 code for a protein of 301 amino acids. Gene Ontology annotation, biological process: protein quality control for misfolded or incompletely synthesized proteins. Lineage: Eukaryota; Viridiplantae; Streptophyta; Magnoliopsida; Cornales; Cornaceae. Gene Ontology annotation, molecular function: serine-type endopeptidase activity; ATPase binding; ATP-dependent peptidase activity. Gene Ontology annotation, cellular component: endopeptidase Clp complex. The transcript is spliced from 9 exons. The record is from RefSeq and is a predicted model, not a curated record.